Messenger RNA from Tripterygium wilfordii, 2169 nucleotides. RefSeq names its product ATP-dependent 6-phosphofructokinase 5, chloroplastic-like. Gene Ontology annotation, molecular function: ATP binding; 6-phosphofructokinase activity. Gene Ontology annotation, cellular component: cytoplasm. The record is from RefSeq and is a predicted model, not a curated record. NCBI's taxonomy places the organism in Eukaryota, Viridiplantae, Streptophyta, Magnoliopsida, Celastrales, Celastraceae. The transcript is spliced from 13 exons. Gene Ontology annotation, biological process: glycolytic process; fructose 6-phosphate metabolic process. The coding region runs from base 258 to 1841 and encodes 527 amino acids.
AAGGUUGACUGGUUUAUAGUGCAGGUGCGUGAUUCAGCCGCAGUUACUCGGUUGAAUUUAUUUGAAAAAUGCCCUCGUGUUUUUCAAAUAGUGCAGGCUGUACAACCAAAAGCACCUGUUAACCGAUCCCGCUUGUCUUUCUCUCCGUCCUCUCUUCCUACUCUACACUUCUUCUUCUAUCACCGUCUCUUUUGCGAUAAAUACAAUUCAAAGCAGCACACCUGAUCGUUGUUUUGCAUUUGGAACAUCGGCCGUUUAUGGAAGCACUAUCCCGCGCGAUCACAGCUCCCAAGCUCCCGCUGCCUCGGAGAACCUCUAAUGGAUCUUGUUUUCCGCUUGCACGGAGAUCGUUGGGGCCGAGUUCAAGUAGAGUCGCUAAGAGAGGCCGCGUUUUCGCUUGCCAGGGACAGAAUCCGGAGAUCCAUUUCAGCGAUCCAGACUGGAAGUCUAAGUACCAGCAAGAAUUCGAGAGGCGCUUCAGCAUUCCUCACAUCACCGAUGUUUUCGAGGAUGCUGAGCCCAUUCGCUCCACGUUUUGUCUCAAGAUGAGGACUCCAGUAUCUGAGGAAUUUGCAGGUGGUUAUCCGUCUGAUGAGGAGUGGCACGGAUACAUCAACAACAAUGAUAGGGUACUCCUUAAGGUGAUUAACUUCUCGUCACCUACAUCUGCUGGUGCUGAGUGCAUUGAUCCCAAUUGUACUUGGGUUGAGCAAUGGGUGCACCGAGCUGGUCCUAGGGAGAAAAUUUACUUCAAACCAGAAGAAGUAAAAGCAGCAAUUGUUACUUGUGGUGGGUUGUGCCCUGGUCUGAAUGAUGUCAUUAGGCAUAUUGUCAUUACACUUGAAAUUUACGGUGUGAGAAAGAUAGUUGGGAUUCCUUUCGGUUAUCGUGGAUUUUCUGACAGAAGCUUAACUGAAAUGCAGCUAUCAAGGAAAGUAGUCCAAAAUAUUCAUCUGUCCGGGGGAAGCCUCUUAGGAGUUUCACGUGGAGGACCAGAAGUUAGUGAAAUUGUGGACAAUAUGGAGGAAAGAGGAAUCAACAUGCUUUUUGUGUUGGGUGGAAAUGGUACACAUGCUGGGGCCAAUGCGAUACACAAUGAGUGCCGUAAGAGAAAACUUAGAGUGGCUGUAGUUGGUGUACCAAAGACUAUAGACAACGAUAUUUUACUGAUGGAUAAAACUUUUGGUUUUGACACUGCUGUUGAAGAAGCACAACGAGCAAUAAAUUCUGCAUACAUUGAGGCACAUAGCGCUUAUCAUGGUGUUGGGAUUGUUAAAUUGAUGGGUCGUUACAGUGGGUUUAUAGCCAUGCAUGCAGCCUUAGCUAGUGGACAAGUUGACAUAUGUUUGAUCCCAGAGGUACCCUUCAAUCUGCAUGGGCCUCAUGGUGUUUUGAGGCAUUUGAAGUACCUCAUAGAGACAAAGGGGUCAGCUGUCGUAUGCGUAGCUGAGGGAGCUGGGCAGAAUUACAUUGAGAGAACUAAUGCUAAAGAUGCAUCUGGAAACAAUGUACUUGGUGACUUCGGUGUGUACAUUCAACAGGAGACAAAGAAAUAUUUCAAGGAGAUUGAGGUUCCGGUUGAUGUAAAGUAUAUUGAUCCCACAUACAUGAUCCGUGCAAUCCGUGCAAAUGCAUCAGAUGGAAUUUUAUGCACUGUUCUGGGGCAAAAUGCUGUUCAUGGUGCGUUUGCUGGAUAUAGUGGCAUUACUGUUGGCAUUUGCAAUACCCACUAUGUGUAUUUUCCCAUUCCAGAAGUUAUUUCUCAUCCCCGGGCUGUAGAUCCGAACAGCCGAAUGUGGCAUCGGUGCUUGACUUCUACAGGCCAGCCUGAUUUUGUCUGAUUUUGAAGUGCUUCUAAUUUCAUAAAAAGCGUUGGGAACCAAGUUCCCAAAUAAUUUGUUGGACAAAAUGCCAACUUUUGAUAGAUUUUUGGUUUGGCUGCUUAUUGUAGGCCGUAUGAAAUUAUACACAAGAUGAUCUUUCGUGAUUUAGUGUAUAGAAUUUCAUUAUGCUCCAGUCAUCAGCGUAAGAAGGUGAAUGAAUAAUAGAUUUCAGAAGAAUCACGAAUCAGUUCGUGCUUGAUUUCUGAUUUGUUGCAUAACAUUUUUUCUAGCAAUUUUAUUUCCUGUCAAUAAUAAAGAACUCAAAGGAGGCAUAUUUUGGCAUCAA